Molecule: messenger RNA, 3801 nt
Organism: Trichomonas vaginalis G3
Lineage: Eukaryota; Parabasalia; Trichomonadida; Trichomonadidae
Product: YVTN repeat-like/Quinoprotein amine dehydrogenase family
Exons: 1
Coding region: 1-3801 (1266 amino acids)
Source: RefSeq, a predicted model, not a curated record
AUGGGAGAAAACAAUGAUUUCAAACAUAUAAUUAGUUUUGGUACAGAUAUAUGCGUAACCAUGGAAUUUCCAGGUUCGCGACCUACAUAUAUCACUCAAAUUUCCAAAGAUAGCUACUUAUCUCCCACUUUACGUCAAAUGUAUUUAUUUUCAAAAGAAAAACAACCAGAAUCAUUCCCAUACUUAUUUUCCAUGGUAGAAUAUAUCGAUGAGCUAAAAAUACUUAUUGCAAUACAAGCUGGCGCUCCGUUAAUGACAAUAUUAAACGCAAAAAAGGGUUUUCCUCUCAUUAUUAAAGAUUACCAUAUAGAUUCUAGCUCAGUUAAUCAAGUUCUUUACUCAAAAACAUCCGAAACGCUAAUUUUAAUUGGGUUUUCCAUGACAUUUCUAAAAUUCAAGGUAAUGAAGAAUAGGUAUGCAGAUAAUCCAGGUAUUGAAAUAUCGUUACAAAAGUCAAUUCCUAUUAGCGAAGUUACACCUCCUGGCUUUCGCGCAUAUUUAGACAAAGCAAAUGACAGGAUUGUAAUACCGACGAAAUUAGGCUAUAUUGUAUACUCAAUGGAUGGCGAGAUAAUAAAAAAUAACGAAAAAAUGUCAAAUUCAGUAGCUCACACUGCAUCAUUCAUUUUUGCACCGAAACUCGAUGAAAACUCGUCAUUAUCUGAACACAAGAAGAACAAAACAUACUUUAAACGCUAUUUAGUCACAAAUGAAGGUGGCAGAGUAAGGUUAUUUCAUUCAUCUGGCCAGAUGAUGACAGAAUAUAUUACAAGAAGCAACGAUUUCGUAUUUAGUGAGUUUCUUAAUUCUGAAUUCGUCAUUUUAGUUUCAACAGCCAAUGAUGUAAUCAUUCUUGAUGUAAAGACAGGCAAAAACAUGACAAUUUAUCAGUUACAAGGUAGUCCAAAGCAGAUUAGACUAUUUAAAGGAAAAUAUCCUCGUCUUUGUGUUCUUGUUUCGAAUACUUAUUACGUUUUGAAAAUUAAAAAUCCUUGGGUUCUCUUUCGCAAACUUUCAUGUCCACCAAUAAAAGUUCGUCGCUGCAUCAGCCAAGGCCGCGCUGCAAGAAUUGCCGUUCUUACAUCAGAUUCAUUCCUUUCGAUGUUUUCUCCAUCUCUUGGCCAAUUUUUGAUUUCAGCCGGAUCAACGGUCUCUUCCCACGUCACAGAUUUCAUCUACGAUAGAGGAAUAGUGCGAUACAAUACGCAAACAAUCGAAACAUCGAUGAAUGAAAGACUUUUCUUUAUUUCAAGUGAUAAAAAGAUUUUGUCAUUUACCGAAAAAAGUGAUUCAUGGGAAUUCGAUGAUUUACUUCCAAUUUCACCGCGAAUUGUCUGCGUCGGUGCAGCAUUUGAACCAUCGAAACUUGUUUUCUUCUGUUUCGCAGACACAGGCGAUUUACUAGUUUACGAUUACGAUGAUUACUCUCCUUUAACUCGAAUUCUUUUUGAUCAGAAGGUUCCUCUUUUCAUCUACUACCACUAUGGAACAGGAAGCCUCUUAAUCAUUUAUCAUAAUGAAGUCGUUUUCAUGGAUACUAAAACGUUCCAAAUCACGCGUAGGAUCAAACUCAACAAAAAGCCGAUUUCAGCUGGUUUCGAUGGCGACGUUGUUAUUCUUGCAUUUGGAGACUGUUCAGUGGCAGUUUACGAAAUUGGAGAGAAGGGAUGGUUAGAAAUAGCCAGUUUCGUUUGCACAGAUAAAAUCAAGUUUGUCAACAUAGAAAAUCAUGUUUUCAUCGCAGUGACAAUAUCGAACACGAUUUACUUCGGACAAACAAGCGAGGACAUAACAACAAUAGAGGUACCAUACGAUGUCUACACAUGCUCUCUUCUUAAUCCAAACAUCGACCUUUUAAUAGGCUUGGACAACGAACUUAUGGCAAUUAAGCGAGAUGACAACUAUCCAUGGAUGAAGCCUUUGCUGAAAUGCAAAUGUGAUACAGAUGAUCCACUUUUGGAGCAAUUUGUGAUUUUGCCAUCCCAUGAUGCAGAUGACAAAUUCGUCAAAAAUCCUACGAUUAUCAACGGAAUUGUUCCUAAGAGGAGUCAAUCUCCACCAAGUUCUCCUAAACCAAAGAAUCAAAUGCAGAAUAACAACAGAUCUCAGAGCGUCAAAGAAUUGCCUCAACUCGAUAGAUGGACAAUUCUCAAGGAGAUGGAGAGAAUCACUGACGAUGCACAAGUUCCAUUUGUGCCUUUGGAAAGAAAGGGAAAUAUUGAAUUUACUGUUCCAAGGCAUGUUAACAAACCGAAGCAACCAAUCCGAAGCUCAUCUGAGAGGCAGAAUGUAAAGAGUUUGAUUGAAGAAGAGGAAGAGAAAAAGAAAGAAGAAGAAAAUCAUAACAAAGUUAAUGUCAACAAUUUGCUCCACAAAUAUCAGAAGGAAAUCGAAAAAGAGCAAGAAAGGCAAGCUAGAAAAUCCAGAAGAGCAGAAGAAAAGAAGAAACGAAUGGAAGAAGAAAGAAAACGUCAACUUGAAGAAGAAGAGGAAGAUCCUCAAGAAAACAAAAAUCAAAACGAAGAAGAGGAAGAGAAACAAUCCGAACAAGAAUUAAGAUCAAAAGAAGAAGAGCUUGAAGUCAAGGAAAAUGAAGAAGAAGAGUUACAGAAUGAAAAUCCAGAACAAAAUGAAGAGAUCAUUCAAAUGAAUAAAUUAGAAAAACCAGUUAAUAUCACAGGUUUUGAAAUUUUAUCAAAGGAUAAUUUGAAGACAUCAAAUAAUGGAAUAUACAAAAUCGAGAAUAGAAAGUCAACAAAUCUUGAUAUGGCUAGAUUAUCUAAUGAGUUCAUCAGCAAAGCAAAAAAUCCUCUUUCUCAGUCCUUGAGACAAGACGAGGGCUUCUCGAUGAGAGUUUCUCACAUCAAAAUUUCGAGUGGAAGUCAAACACCAAAGAAGAAAACAUUCUCACAAAGUAUUUCUUCAAUGAACAUUUUCGGAAAACAAAUGCUACUACAAGUUGUUGCAGAAUUACCAAAAAUAAACAAAUCAGGCGUAUUUCAUUCAAGAGUUGAAUCUGAGAGCGACUCUGAUACAGAAGAGCAGGUUGUGGAGCAGCUAACGAAAAGCGGCCCAAUCUUUAACUUAUCACCAAGAAAAGUCGCUAACGAACACAAGAAAGAAGAGGAAGAAGAGACUCAAGAAUCUAAUGGCGAAGAAGAUGAUGUAUCAACAAAAGAUUUAACAAACGCAUUAAAGGAGAAAGAACAAAUUGUUAAAGAUGCUAUCUUCGCCACCCCAACAAAGAAGACACCCACAAAAAGAGUGCAAAUCAUUGAAGGCAGCAAAGAAAUCGAUACUUUGGAAGAAUUAAAUGCAGAAACACCGAUCAAAAGCAGGAAACCAAUGUCAUUGCAUGUCGAAACUGGCUUUUCACAAAGUAAUGAAGACGAUGGUGAAGAAUUCGAAGAACUUAAAGAUUCUGGAUUUAUUCCCCCAUCUUUUGAUGACACAGAUAAACCUCAAAGCGUAAAUUCACCAAGAAACUUUAAUGUUCAUCCACCAGUAUUUUCUCCACGCCGUUCUCGAUCCCCUCAGUUAGAGCAGCCUCCACUUGUAAAGCCAAAAGAAGAAAUCACCACUACAACUCGAUCAAGAAAUCCAAGAUUUUCAAGGAGAGAUCAGAAAUCAAGCAACGGAGCAGAAUCUUCUCGAGAUAAAUACACAGGCAAUCUUUUCACAGGAAGAGUUGGGUAUGGCCCAACAGGAAAACCUUUAGGUGACAUAGAAAUGGCGCUAAUAGUUCAGCCACUUCCAAAGAAAUAUGCAAAUCCUUUUGCAAGGAAAUAUAAUAAAAAUUAA